Molecule: messenger RNA, 159 nt
Organism: Loa loa (African eye worm)
Lineage: Eukaryota; Metazoa; Nematoda; Chromadorea; Rhabditida; Onchocercidae
Exons: 1
Coding region: 1-159 (52 amino acids)
Source: RefSeq, a predicted model, not a curated record
AUGAUUAAACACACAUACACAUACACGGACACAUACACGGACACAUACACAUACACAUACACACAUACACAUACAUACACACACACACGUACACACGCACACACAACACACAUAUAUACGGACCUACAAACAGAUGCACAAAUACAUGGAUAUACAUAA